This is a messenger RNA of Pezoporus flaviventris, 4041 nucleotides long. RefSeq names its product intraflagellar transport 80 (gene IFT80). Gene Ontology annotation, cellular component: centrosome; intraciliary transport particle B; cilium. Gene Ontology annotation, molecular function: protein binding. The record is from RefSeq and is a predicted model, not a curated record. Bases 4 to 2340 code for a protein of 778 amino acids. Lineage: Eukaryota; Metazoa; Chordata; Aves; Psittaciformes; Psittacidae. Gene Ontology annotation, biological process: cilium assembly. The transcript has 19 exons.
GAAAUGCGACUGAAGAUUUCACUUUUAAAGGAACCAAAACAUAAAGAAUUAGUGAGCUGUGUGGGAUGGACUACAGCUGACGAGCUAUAUUCCUGCAGUGAUGAUCACCAAAUAAUGAAAUGGAACCUUUUAACCCGUGAGACUACUCGGUUAGUGAAACUUCCGGAUGACAUUUAUCCCAUAGAUCUUCACUGGUUUCCCAGAAGCAUAGGUGGGAAGAAGCAGUCCCAUGCUGAGAGCUUUGUUCUAACAAGCUCUGAUGGGAAGUUCCACUUGAUUUCCAAGUUAGGAAGAAUAGAGAAGAGCAUAGACGCACACUGUGGAGCUGUACUUGCAGGAAGAUGGAAUUACGAAGGAACAGCACUGGUUACAGUUGGUGAAGAUGGCCAAGUGAAAAUCUGGUCUAAAAGUGGAAUGCUGAGAUCCACUUUAGCUCAGCAAGGAAGACCAGUGUAUUCAGUAGCCUGGGGACCUGAUUCUGGAAAAAUUCUCUAUACUUCAGGAAAGCAGUUGAUUAUUAAACCUCUUCAGCCAAAUGCUAAAGUUUUGCAGUGGAAAGCCCAUGAUGGACUUAUUCUAAAAACUGACUGGAACUCAGUUAAUGAUCUUAUUCUUUCUGCAGGUGAAGAUUGUAAAUACAAGGUUUGGGACAGUUAUGGACGUUUAUUGUACAGCUCACAGCUCCAUGAGUAUCCUAUAACAUCUGUUGCCUGGGCUGUGGAUGGAGAAUUAUUUGCUGUGGGAUCUUUUCAUACUUUGCGUCUAUGCGAUAAAACUGGGUGGUCUUACACUUUAGAGAAACCAAACACUGGCAGCAUAUAUAAUAUUGCUUGGUCUAUUGAUGGCACUCAACUAGCCGGCGCAUGUGGUAAUGGACAUGUCAUUUUUGCCCAUGUUGUGGAGCAGCACUGGGAGUGGAAGAACUUUGAAAUAACUUUAAUUAAGAGGAGAACCAUGGAGGUGCACAAUGUCAUUAAUGAUGCAGUAGAUCUAUUGGAAUUUCGUGACAGAGUUAUUAAGGCCUCUUUGAACUAUGGGCAUUUGGUUGUUUCAACUUCUCUUCAGUGUUACGUGUUUUCUGUAAAGAACUGGAAUACACCACUGAUCUUUGACCUGAAGGAAGGAACAGUUAGUUUGAUUCUACAAGCAGAAAGGCAUUUUCUUCUUGUAGAUGGUGGAGGACUUUAUUUAUAUUCAUAUGAAGGAAGAUUAAUUUCCUCUCCAAAAUAUCCAGGAAUGAGAACAGACAUUUUAAAUGCCCAGACAGUAUCUCUGAGUAAUGAUACUCUAGCAGUAAAAGACAAAGCUGAUGAAAAAGUUAUCUACGUAUUUGAAGCUUUAUCUGGAAAGCCAUUGGGUGAUGGAAAGCCUCUAACCCAUAAGACAGAAAUUGUAGAGAUAGCUUUAGACCAGAAAGGACUUACAAGUGAAAGAAAAAUAGCUUUUAUUGAUAAGAACAGAGAUCUUUACAUUACUUCAGUUAAACGGUUUGGAAAAGAACAGAAGAUUGUCAAAAUAGGGACAAUGGUUCAAACUUUGGCUUGGAAUGACACAUCUAACAUUCUUUGUGGGAUUCAAGAUACGCGUUUUACAGUCUGGUACUACCCCAACACAGUCUAUGUAGAUAAAGAUCUUUUGCCAAAAACUCUGUAUGAAAAUGAGGCAAGAGAAUUUAGCAAAAAUCCCCAGAUUGUACAUUUUAUAGGAAAUCUGAUAACAAUUAGAAGAGCAGAUGGUUCACUUAUUCACCUUAAUAUUUCGCCUUAUCCUGCGAUUCUUCAUGAAUAUGUUAGUAGUUCUAAAUGGGAAGAUGCUGUUAGACUGUGUCGCUUUGCAAAGGAUCAAACUAUGUGGACAUGUUUAGCAGCUAUGGCAGUUGCCAACAAAGAGAUGGCUACAGCAGAAGUCGCCUAUGCAUCAAUUGGUAAGAUUGACAAAGUUCUGUAUAUCAAUUCCAUCAAAGAUCUGCCAUCAAAAGAAUCCAGGAUGGCUCAUAUGCUGCUCUUCAGUGGAAACAGCCAAGAAGCUGAAACCCUGCUUCUUCAGACAGGCCUUAUUUAUCAAGCUAUUCAAGUCAACAUUAAUCUUUAUAAUUGGGAUAGGGCCCUAGAACUAGCAGUAAAGCACAAGACACAUGUUGACACAGUCCUGGCUUAUCGACAAAAGUUCCUGGAGGACUUUGGUAGGAAAGAAACAAACAAAAGAUUUUUGCAAUACGCAGAAGAUCUGGAAGUUGAUUGGAAUAAAAUCAAAGCCAAAAUAGAGAUGGAAAUUGCUAAAGAAAGAGAACGAGCAGCAGCCAGUCCUGCGGUGAGAGCUAGUGUAACUGUACAGCAAUAACUGCCCUUUUGGUCACCUUCAUAAGUGCUUCUCGAAUAUAUUGUACUGGCAUAUUUUUCCAAACAUUAAAAAGCCACAGCAGAAGUUUUCUGGGGAACAGGAGUGAGAAUCAAUGUAGUUCUUGUUAACUGUUGUAAGGCAGGCAGAAUUAUUUACUUACUACAGUCUCAUUUUGAGCAGGGUUUUUGUUCUAAUGCUCUAGGGAGUAGCUAUGCUGUAGUCCACAAUACAUGUAUGAGAAAAAAGGGAAAUUGACUGUCUUUCUGUUAGUGGCUUUUAAAUUUAAUUGUCACUAAAAUUAUUUAACCUUGGUUGCCUCUAAUUUAAAUACCUAUUUUCCUUUCUAAGCACCUAGUUGAGUAGUUUGGUUAUUUCUGCAACCUCAGGGACCUCUGAAAAGACUUGUUUAAAUUGCCCCAAAACAAAUUCAGCGAGCUGUCAGUGUUGAAAAUUAAAACAGCUUGCACCUAUAAAGUACAAAAGAAUAUUUUAUUCAUGGUUGGGGUACUACAUAUUUCUGCUAGUAUGUAUGUAUGAGCAAGUUCUUUAAUAGAUCUUUUUAUUACUUCAGCAACUAAGGUUUGUCACUAGCAAGCUAUCAAUAAAUGAUAUUUUCUGAGAUAAAUUGUUUAAAAUACUAUGCAAUGUGCUUUGAAUGUUGCCUGAAGUUAACAGCCAGCAUUGUUGGUUGGUUUUGUAGUGUCCAACACAUAUAAUUGGCAGUGUUAUUGGAAGCUUCCUUAAGGUUCAUAUAUCAUACUAAUUUCAAAUAAAGAAGAGCUUUCUAUUUAUUUUUUUCUGCCCAAAGCACUUGAUUUGAAAAAACUGUUUUUACAUUUGUGUUAUUUCAUCAAGAUAUAUUUUUGAUUUACAUAUGAAAGUGGCUGCAUAUGUUAGAUGUUAUUUGCAGAAGCCCUUUGCAUUACAAAUAUGUGAGCAGGUUUUUCAUAAUUGACAUUGUAUCUUUUCAAAUGUUGCCAUCCAAAUGUUAAAUAUCUGUAUAUCUGUCAAUUUUUUUCUGGUUUGUGAAUUAUUAUGUGACACUGCUUUCAUAGUUCACAAAAUUCUUAAUAAAAACAAGUUUUUUUAAAAUAUGUAUCUAAUACAUGAUGCAUUAGGUGAUCUGCAUUGAUUUAUUUGACUGCUAAAUAAAACAACAUUUUUGAUGUAGCUCAUCCGAAGCUCUACAGUAUUCUGGUGUACUGACACAUGGCAAAGUGAACACCUUCACCUUCCAUUGACUUGCAGAAAGCAUUUACUAGUUCCAGAAUUGAGUUCAAAAUAUCACUAAUGGCAAGUGUCUAAUGUUAAAUUUAUGAUGCCUGGCUCAGAUGCAACAUAGUGCAACAAAAGCAGGUUUUGAAGACUGGUCUAGUGGUAGUACAAAGUCAGGGUUUCAGCUCAGUCUUGCUCUUUUACUCUUGGACCAGUUGGAAGUACAGCAGAGACAGCAAAUUCACUCAGCUUCUUAAAAAUGCCUGGUGCAACAACUAACUGUUGCAUAGACUGAGAUAAAACAGAGGAAUGGGUGCCACACUUACCACACUGACUGCUGUUCAGGCUGAUGUCAGUGUCAUUCACAGAAAGUGAUACAUCAGGUUCUCCAUAUCUCAGUGGUGAUGAGAAGUGCUGUAUUUGUAGGUGGUGGGAAAGAUUGUUUAGUUCCUAGGCCAAAACACAAUAAAGACCUUACAGUAUUUA